This is a messenger RNA of Coccinella septempunctata (seven-spotted ladybird), 3522 nucleotides long. Its product is annotated as glycogen synthase kinase-3 beta-like. Gene Ontology annotation, molecular function: ATP binding; protein serine/threonine kinase activity. Gene Ontology annotation, biological process: protein phosphorylation; negative regulation of canonical Wnt signaling pathway; signal transduction. The transcript has 10 exons. The coding region runs from base 205 to 1779 and encodes 524 amino acids. The record is from RefSeq and is a predicted model, not a curated record. NCBI's taxonomy places the organism in Eukaryota, Metazoa, Arthropoda, Insecta, Coleoptera, Coccinellidae. Gene Ontology annotation, cellular component: axon; nucleus; cytoplasm.
CUCCGUUCCCGAGUUCACCUUCAUUUGUAUAUUUUAAUUUGACGAAGACUACUCGUUCUGUGUCGUUUUUUUUUACAAGUUUGUGUUGUGAAGUGUCUAUUUUGGUCUAAAGGAUUUGAAUGUUUUGUACUUAUUUCGUGAUUCGACUGGAGAUUCGCCGGAAAUAAGCCGUGAAUUAUUGCGUGAUCGCCAAAACAUACGGACAUGGCACCUAAGCCACUCGGUCUUGGCGAAAAAAAUUGGCGGAGUCCGCUGGAGGGACGGUCGGCCCCGAGGCCGCUGGUUGUGGUGUCUUCGGAACACUUCGAGAAGUGCGUGUGUCACAGUUUGGACGCGGUGCUGCCGAAAAAGCACGCCAACGAUAGGAGACCGAACAAGAGGUCCUUUUCUACGUGGAAUUUGGAGGAUACGACGAACGGCCAGUCCGUUGACGAGAAGGACAAACGUAAAAAAGUGCGUGGCUGGAGGAAAAGUGAGAAAACGACUCAUGGGUCCAGUAUCAUAGGAUGCAUAAAAAUUGUUGGACAUCUCUUUGGUAAACGUAAGGACGGUAAUAAAGUGACGACUGUAGUGGCGACUCCUGGACAGGGACCCGAUAGACCACAGGAAGUUUCCUAUACGGAUACCAAAGUUAUUGGUAAUGGCAGCUUCGGCGUCGUAUACCAAGCCAAAUUAUGUGAGACCAAUGAGUUGGUCGCUAUUAAAAAAGUACUACAAGAUAAAAGGUUCAAGAACCGGGAGCUACAAAUAAUGCGAAAAUUAGAACAUUGUAAUAUAGUAAAACUUAAAUAUUUCUUUUACUCCAGUGGUGAUAAGAAAGAUGAAGUGUACCUGAAUUUGGUAUUGGAGUUUAUUCCCGAAACAGUUUAUAAGGUAGCAAGGCAUUACAGUAAAUCCAAGCAAACCAUCCCAAUCAGCUUUAUAAAGUUAUAUAUGUACCAAUUGUUCAGAUCUUUGGCGUACAUCCAUUCGUUAGGAAUUUGUCACCGAGACAUCAAACCUCAAAAUUUGCUGUUAGACCCAGAAACAGGUGUGCUGAAGCUAUGCGAUUUUGGCAGUGCGAAACACUUGGUCAGAGGCGAGCCGAAUGUAUCUUAUAUUUGUAGCCGUUACUACAGGGCUCCGGAACUGAUAUUUGGCGCCAUCGAUUAUACCACAAAAAUUGACGUGUGGAGUGCGGGAUGCGUGUUGGCCGAACUUCUCUUAGGCCAACCGAUAUUUCCAGGAGAUUCUGGUGUUGACCAAUUGGUCGAAAUCAUCAAAGUACUUGGCACGCCAACGAAAGAGCAAAUCAAAGAGAUGAACCCUAACUACACGGAAUUCAAAUUUCCACAGAUCAAGUCUCACCCUUGGCAACAGAUUCAUAACAUCCUUCACUCAUUCCCUAGUCGGAUGUCAUUUCUCGAACAAUCUUUCACAAUAAAACCAACUAAGGUGUUCCGUGUCAGAACUCCGCCGGAAGCUAUCGAAUUGGUCUCUAGGCUGCUUGAGUACACACCUUCGUCACGAAUAAGCCCCCUGCAAGCGUGCGCUCAUCCCUUCUUCAACGAACUACGUGAACCCAAUACCCGCCUGCCCAACAACAAUGAACUGCCACCUCUGUUCAAUUUCACAGAACACGAGUUGAGCAUUCAACCUAGCCUCAAUGCGAUACUCAUUCCUAGGGGACAGGGUGGUUCCGAGUCAACCAACAGUCCCCAGGACGGCCCGUCGAGUGUGGCUACCGAGGGCAGCGAUACCCCUGUAGUAGCUGCAGCCACCGCCUCCGGUAUGGCUUAGAUUGAUAAUUUAUUCCUGUAAAAAAAUAAAUGGCAGACGGUUGGGCACCCAACACAAUAUGGGUCUUUUUCUAGGCGUACAAAACACACACAUACACCACAUAAAAAUUUGCACGCAAAAUUUAGGGUGCGUGCUUUUCUGCUGAUCCACUUCAAUAUGUUACAUCUUUCAGAUCUGUGUGUUCUUUGUCCGUUUCGCUGGGACGGCUGUACUAUAUUUAGAGUAUAUAAAAUUUAAUAUACGUUCAUUGUACAGAACUCUUUGACUUAUUGUUUUUGAUCCAUUGAUAUAUAGCUUAUUACUCUGUACUCGUUGAAAUUCAAUAUUGAGAUGAUUAAACUGAUAAAAUAUCACCUUCCACCAGUUUUUCGGAAGAUUCAACGUUGUAGUGUCGAUCAAGUUAUGGCAAUGACUAAGAGGAUAUCACUAAACCAUUAAAAACUAUACAAGUUACAUGUGAUUCCUUCAACUUUGAAUAUAACAUUAAAAACUAGUUAUCUCUUAGGUGUUCCUAUUUUCUUGUUACUUUUAUGUUGUAUGAGUAUAUUUCAUCAUUACCUGUUAUUUCUAAUACUUUUUUUAAGUGUUUCAUGCAUUUCAUCAAUCUGGUAUCAAUUGUUGUAAUUUAUGUAUUAUUUUUGUUUUAGCUUUUUCGGUUUGAAUCUAAUUUUGUGAAUUUGUAAAUCUAAUUGUAAUACAUAUCUGAGGUGAUCUAGGAGCAAUUUGAAUAUUUCAUUUUCAGCAUUUACGGAUUAAUUGCUGACCAAUCAUUAAAAAAAUGUGAAAGUAUAUAUUAUUGAGGUCUUAACGAAAUUUCAUACAAAUGUCUUUUCCUAUGAAUUGUCGUUAUUUAUUUUUGAACUAUUCUUCAUCUAUGAGAAACAAGGAUAGAAUCAAUAAAUCACAUAAAAGUACAGACCAAUUUUCGUACUUUCCUUAAACUGCGAUUUCAAUCAAUAAAAUUCCAUUAUCUGAUGUUACAGGUGAGCUUUUGCCAAUAUGAUAUUUCUAGUUCAAGAUUUCAACGAGUACAAAUUUCCUCAAAGGUGUCCCAUCCUCGUUUUUAUCGGUGUUGAUUUUUUUUAACUUUUCAAAUCCCAAUCAUGAAAUAUGUGUCGUCUUGGAGCUUCUCGUAUUUAUUGAAAUUUUUAUUUAUGUAUGAUUCGAAAAAUUUUUUAAUAUAGUUUUCCUAUUGAACAUGACAUUCGGAUGAAUCCUUUUUAAGAAAAGUGUUUUAUUGAAAAUUAAUUUUUUUUUAACAAUGAAUCGAAUCCAUUCGUCUAUGAAAUUAUGAAUGUCCAUCAUUAAUUAAGUCGAAAAUUAAUAGCUUGAUUAUUGAGAAACAUUUUUAUGGGUUGUGUCUUGAAAUUGAUAAGUAGGAUCGGUGUUAUCUAGAUUUGCGAUUCAAAGCAAGUCGAUCAAGUUAAUGCAGAUAUCAAAACUCCAUUUUAGAUUUAGUUUAACAUCAAAUAUGAAACGGAAAAAAAAUAUUUUUUCUCCAUUUUGAUGUUGAAGCUCAGCUUAUAGAUGCACACUUAAGAAAAACCGAGUAUGCAAUCUUGUUUUUGGUGAAGAGUUCAUCUGUGGGAAAAUUGUCCACCUAAAACAUUUUUCUUAAAUUGAAUCUAGAGCUAUAAUGAGUUUUCAAAAAAAAAUAUUUAUUUGUGGAAUUACCUUAGAUCAAGAGUUAGCAGUGUAUAUAUAUAUUGAAAAUCCACUCGUAAUAUAACAAAAACAAAAGUA